ACUUCACAAUCCACCGACGCCGACUUCAAGCAGUCCGCCAAACACCGCUGCCCAACAUGAGCUACGGCAAGAAAGACGAAGAUGCCGAUUUGGGCCUGGUGAAGGUGGACAGGACCCAGGUAUUCCAAGAAGCACGGCUAUUUAACAGCUCCCCCAUCCAGCCGCGAAGAUGCCGAAUUCUCCUCACCAAGAUCGCCCUUCUCCUCUAUACGGGCGAGAAGUUUCCGACGAACGAAGCGACGACCCUCUUCUUCGGCAUCUCGAAGCUUUUCCAGAACAAAGAUGCCAGCUUGCGACAGAUGGUCCACCUUGUCAUCAAGGAGCUGGCUCACUCGGCUGAAGACAUUAUCAUGGUCACGAGCACCAUCAUGAAGGAUACCGGAGGCAGCACCGAUGCCAUCUUCCGACCCAACGCCAUUAGGGCCCUGUGCCGCAUUAUCGAUGCCACCACAGUCCAGUCUAUCGAGCGUGUGAUGAAAACUGCCAUUGUCGACAAGAACCCCUCCGUAUCGUCUGCGGCCCUCGUUUCCUCGUACCACCUCCUCCCGAUCGCCAAGGAUGUCGUCCGCCGCUGGCAGAGCGAGACCCAGGAAGCUGCGGCUUCCACGAAGUCCUCGAGCGGCUUCUCCCUAGGCUUCUCCUCCUCGAGCGGUCAAUUGCCCGCCAACAACUCGACCAUGCCACAAUAUCACGCAAUUGGUCUGCUCUACUCGAUGCGCAUGCACGAUCGCAUGGCGCUUGUCAAGAUGGUUCAGCAGUUCGGUGCCGCUGGUGCAGUCAAGAGCUCGGCCGCCAUUGUCAUGCUUGUCCGCCUGGCCGCCCAGCUUGCCGAGGAAGACCCAUCGCUCAGGAAGCCGAUGAUGCAGCUGCUGGACGGCUGGCUGCGUCACAAGAGCGAAAUGGUUAACUUUGAGGCCGCUAAGGCCAUUUGCGACAUGCGGGAUGUCACUGACGCCGAGGUCUCCCAGGCCGUACAUGUGCUCCAGCUCUUCCUUACCUCCCCUCGCGCCGUCACCAAGUUCGCCGCUCUCCGGAUCCUCCACAACUUCGCCUCCUUCAAGCCCAACGCCGUCAACGUCUGCAACCCCGACAUUGAGCUCUUGAUCUCCAACAGCAAUCGAUCGAUUGCCACCUUCGCCAUCACCACUCUACUCAAGACCGGUAACGAGGCUAGCGUCGACCGUUUGAUGAAGCAGAUCUCUGGUUUUAUGUCGGAGAUCACGGACGAGUUCAAGAUCACCAUCGUCGAGGCUAUCCGCACACUGUGUCUGAAGUUCCCCAGCAAGCAGGCCGGCAUGCUUGCUUUCCUGAGCGGCAUCCUCCGUGAUGAGGGCGGUUACGAGUUCAAGCGCGCCGUGGUUGAGAGCAUGUUCGACCUGAUCAAGUUUGUCCCGGAGUCGAAGGAGGAUGCCCUUGCUCACCUGUGCGAGUUCAUCGAAGACUGCGAGUUCACCAAACUUGCGGUCAGAAUCCUGCACUUGCUCGGUCUCGAAGGCCCCAAGACCUCUCAGCCUACUAAGUAUAUCCGCUACAUCUAUAACAGAGUGGUUCUAGAGAACGCCAUCGUGCGCGCGGCCGCCGUCACCGCCCUUGCCAAAUUUGGUGUCGGGCAGAAGGAUCCCGAGGUCAAGCGCAGUGUCGAGGUUCUCCUCACCAGAUGCUUGGACGAUGUCGAUGACGAAGUCAGGGAUCGUGCCGCGCUUAACCUCCGACUCAUGCACCAGGAAGAUGAGAUUUCGGAGAAGUUUGUCAAGAACGAAAGCAUGUUCUCCUUGCCGUACUUCGAGCAACAGCUCGUUAUGUACGUCACGUCAGAGGACAAGUCUGCGUUUAACAGCCCCUUCGAUAUCUCCCAGAUCCCUGUCGUUACCCGUGAGCAGGCCGAUGCCGAGGACCGGACGAAGAAGCUCACGGCGACUGCCCCGUCUCUCAAGCCCCCGAAGGUUGGACCCACGAAGGCUGCUGCAGGUGGCGCGGAGGCUGCUGCGUCAGCAACUGCCGCCACUCAGCGUUACGCCCAGGAGCUGAUGCAGAUCCCCGAGAUGAAGGAGUUUGGCAGUGUGCUCAAGUCGUCGCCCGUUGUCGAGCUUACCGAGUCGGAGAUGGAGUACGUCGUCACCGUGGUCAAGCACAUCUUCAAGGAGCACGUCGUGUUCCAGUACGAGGUCAAGAACACACUGGACGCGACAGUCCUCGAGAACGUAUCCAUCGUGGCGACGCCGUCCGAAGAGGAGGAGCUCGAGGAGGUUUUCAUUAUCCAGGCUGAGAAGCUCCCCACCAACGAGCCCGGUAAGGUUUACGUAGCCUUCAAGAAGGUCAACGGAGAGGGCUCCAUGCCAAUCAGCAGCUUCUCCAACGUGCUCAAGUUUACCAGCAAGGAGAUCGACCCGACGACGAACGAGCCCGAGGAUACUGGCUACGACGACGAGUACGAGGUGGCCGAGUUCGACCUUGCGGGCAGCGAUUAUGUCAUUCCCACGUUUGCCAGCAACUUCAACCACAUCUGGGAACAGGUGGGUGCGGCUGGCGAGGAGGCCGAGGAGACUCUGCAGCUCAGCAGCAUGAAGAGCAUAGCAGAGGCAACGGAGCAACUUGCCAAGGUAUUGUCGUUGCAGCCUCUGGAGGGUACGGAUGUGCCGGUCAACCAGACGACACAUACCCUCAAGCUGCUCGGCAAGACUGUCGGCGGGGGCAGAGUGGUUGCCAACGUGCGGAUGGCUUACUCGUCCAAGUCUGGCGUGACGACGAAGAUCACGGUUCGCAGCGAGGAGGAGGGCGUGGCGUCGCUUGUUGUUGCAUCGGUUGCUUAAAAAAGAAGAUACUUGUUCGGAGUUUGUGGGAUCAAUACAAAUGGUCGGAUGUUCCGAGUAAGCCAAGAUGUACGUACGGCAGACGAAAAGAGACGAGGACCUUUUUUCUAUCACAGCCGACUCGAUCAAAGCAGCCAACGACGACGCCGCCGCCACCAUAGUAGUAAGGGGGUUUUAAGCUGGAGUUUUUGAGCGCACAAGCGUGCGCGUUGAAAAGGGCCAGCGACUCGCGUACAUCUAGAAUGAAGACACGAAAAGAAACGAGGACGAGCUGCCUGUGCUUUGUUUGGUGUCGCGGUGUAUUGAAAUGUGUG
Molecule: messenger RNA, 3124 nt
Organism: Colletotrichum destructivum
Lineage: Eukaryota; Fungi; Ascomycota; Sordariomycetes; Glomerellales; Glomerellaceae
Product: Putative clathrin/coatomer adaptor, adaptin-like, coatomer/calthrin adaptor appendage
Exons: 5
Coding region: 57-2810 (917 amino acids)
Biological process (GO): endoplasmic reticulum to Golgi vesicle-mediated transport; intra-Golgi vesicle-mediated transport; intracellular protein transport
Cellular component (GO): endoplasmic reticulum; endoplasmic reticulum-Golgi intermediate compartment; Golgi membrane
Molecular function (GO): structural molecule activity
Source: RefSeq, a predicted model, not a curated record